AUGUCGAGACCAGUUGAUUUCGUGAUUGUAGGUCUUGGAAAUCCAGAAUCAGAAUAUGCCACCACACGUCACAAUGCCGGCUAUAUAUUUAUUGACUAUCUCGCGAAUACAAUGGUGCUUGCACAAGGAGAAGGCACUCAAGGUCCCCCUGUAUUUUAUAGACGGUUUGACCUGUCAGCCGAUGUCCGAGAUACCGUAUUUACGUUUACGACUGAAAGUGAAAAUUCCACG
Molecule: messenger RNA, 231 nt
Organism: Acaulospora morrowiae
Lineage: Eukaryota; Fungi; Glomeromycota; Glomeromycetes; Diversisporales; Acaulosporaceae
Source: the annotation of a GenBank genome assembly